Choloepus didactylus (southern two-toed sloth) is the source of this 4772-nucleotide messenger RNA. It is a transcript of the gene DOC2B, whose product is annotated as double C2 domain beta. The transcript is spliced from 9 exons. Gene Ontology annotation, cellular component: membrane. The record is from RefSeq and is a predicted model, not a curated record. The coding region runs from base 168 to 1406 and encodes 412 amino acids. NCBI's taxonomy places the organism in Eukaryota, Metazoa, Chordata, Mammalia, Pilosa, Megalonychidae.
CACUCGCGCCGGCCGCCGCCGUGCAGGCAGUAGCCGCGUCAGGGCCAUCCCGGGGCACCGCCGGCCGUGCCCGCAGCCCCCGCCGCGCCCCGCUGGGUCUGCUGAGCCGCCCCCGGGCUGGGGCCGCGCCGGGCCGGGCCGCUCCCGGGCGGGGCCGCGCUGCCUGCAUGACCCACCGGCGGCGCGGGGAGAAGGCGACCAUCAGCAUCCAGGAGCAUAUGGCCAUCGACGUGUGCCCCGGCCCCAUCCGGCCCAUCAAGCAGAUCUCCGACUACUUCCCCCGCUUCCCGCGGGGCCUGCCCCCGGCAACCGGGCCCCGCGCCGCUGCUCCCCCGGAGGCCCCCGCACGCCCGGCCGCGGCCAGUGCGGGCCGCCGCAGUCCCUCCGACGGCGCCCGCGACGACGACGAGGAUGUCGACCAGCUCUUUGGAGCCUAUGGCGCCAGCCCAGGCCCCAGCCCCGGCCCCAGCCCGUCCCGGCCGCCCGCCAAGCCGCCCGAGGACGAACCGGAUGCCGACGGCUACGAGUCCGACGACUGCACCGCCCUGGGCACACUGGACUUCAGCCUGCUCUAUGACCAGGAGAACAAUGCCCUCCACUGCACCAUCAGCAAGGCCAAGGGCCUGAAGCCGAUGGACCACAAUGGGCUGGCGGACCCCUACGUCAAGCUGCACCUGCUGCCAGGAGCCAGUAAGGCAAAUAAGCUCAGAACAAAAACUCUCCGUAACACCCUGAACCCAACGUGGAAUGAGACCCUCACUUACUACGGAAUCACGGACGAAGACAUGAUCCGCAAGACCCUGCGGAUCUCCGUCUGCGAUGAGGACAAAUUCCGGCACAACGAGUUCAUCGGGGAGACACGGGUGCCCCUGAAGAAGCUGAAGCCCAACCACACCAAGACCUUCAGCAUCUGCCUGGAGAAGCAGCUGCCGGUGGACAAGACAGAGGACAAGUCCCUGGAGGAGCGUGGCCGGAUCCUCAUCUCCCUGAAGUACAGCUCGCAGAAGCAGGGGCUGCUGGUGGGCAUCGUGCGGUGUGCUCACCUGGCUGCCAUGGAUGCCAACGGCUACUCGGACCCCUACGUGAAAACGUACCUGAAGCCAGAUGUGGACAAGAAAUCCAAACAUAAGACAGCAGUAAAGAAGAAAACACUGAACCCCGAGUUCAACGAGGAGUUCUGUUACGAGAUCAAGCAUGGGGACCUGGCCAAGAAGACACUGGAGGUCACCGUUUGGGACUAUGACAUUGGAAAAUCCAACGAUUUCAUUGGCGGCGUGGUUCUGGGCAUCAGCGCCAAGGGCGAGUGUCUGAAGCACUGGUUCGACUGCCUGAAGAACAGGGACAAGCGCAUCGAGCGCUGGCACACGCUGACCAACGCACUGCCGGGGGCCGUGCUCAGCGACUGACCGGCCCCGCCCGCCACCGCACCCGCCCCUGCCUGCCACCCGGGCCCAGCAUGGGCCUGGACCUGGGCUUCCCCAGCUGCCAGCGAGGGCCACGGCCCCCACGUUGGGGGAGCCCCAGGAGCCUGCUCAGACACAGAGCCACUGCAGCCUGGCUAGGAGGCCGUGGAGGGCCUGCCCUCCGUGGGACAGGGGCGCGCAGAGAGCUGGACCUGCUCUCCGUCCCCGGGUGCUUUCCAGCACCCAGCCAGGGGGAGGGGUGGGCCACCCAGGGGGGCUGGGACCCUUCUAGGGGUCAGCAGUCAGUCACAGGGGAGGGCCUGGCUGAGAGAACAGGAGAACAAGGGUGCCUUGGAGGGUCAGUGAGCGUGGGUUGGGGGAGGACAGGACUCAGGAGAAGGUUUAUUCCCAGAUCUAGCCAAAAGGAGGUCAUGACCACCUCCAGCUGAUCUUUGGCAUUCCUGGGUGGGUGGGAAAAAGUUGUCCUGAGAGCCAGGAGUCUGGGAAAGUUCCAGGAGGCUCCCAAUGAACAUGAGCAAACUAGAAGCACUUCACUUAUUCUGCAAACACCUAGGGGUGAGUGAGACACAGGGCCUGUCCCCAGGCAAUUGGAAACAACCUGUUACAUUAGGGAUGAGAAAUGCCAAGAGCAGCCUGGCCAGCCUGCAAGUGCUGUAGGCACUGUUGACUCUGCUGGGAAGGCAGGGAAGGCUUCCUGGAGGAGGUGAUGUGUCUACAAGGUCUUGAAACGUGAGUAGGGGCUUCCAGGAAGACAGAGGAGAAGAACAGGCCAGGCCUUGGGGACAGUCUAUAAAGGCUUGGAGGGGAGAGACGGUAACUGGGCCAAGGGAACUGUGCAGACCCAGGGGGAAAGGCUUUAUUAGGACAGGAAAGGGGUCCAGGUCAGUGACAACUAACCAGCCCUGCCACCGACCCCUGGCUGCCAGGCCAGUCCUGACUCAUGGUGGGCCGUGGAGGAAGUGAUGGGAGCAUCUCAGAGAAAGUGAUGUUGGAGCAGCCUCAAGUUCAGUCUGCAGACCCUCCUUUGCUCUUUCUCUCCUGAGGGGCCUCGAGAAUGGACCCUGCCCCCCAUUCCUCUGGCAGAAGUGUCAGGUCAGCUGCAAUAGAGAAGAGGGUCCCUUAUGCAUGACACAAGCAAAAAUUCCUCAUCCUCACCCUCCUCUCUGCCUCCCCUUCCCCUUUAUCUCCCCUCCUCAAACCUUGCCUGGGCCCUUCUGGUUCAUAGCUGGGUACUGUGGGCCCCACUCCGUUACCUGUGGCAUCCUGGCCCUGCUUGACCACCGAUGUCCCUCUCGGUGGCACUUCAGGUUCCUCUUUCUGGGAAGUCCUGUGGGGCUGAGAGAGAGGGGCACCCUGCCCGGUGGGCCUGUCUGCAUCCCCAAGUCAGGGUCACCAGGCAAGUGGUGAGGGCAUGUGUAUCUUAGGCCUCAGACCUGGAGCCCCCAAACCCUUUCCUGCCUGCCAAGGGGCCUUCAGGAACACAUGCAGAGCCAAGUAAUUUCAGAGCUGCAGAGCUCUGUGUUCACCCCCUCACUGCACUGAUGGGGAAACCGAGGCCCAGAGAGGGAAGGUGUCCUAGCACGGGGGGGGGGGCAGGAUCUAGGGCCCUGCCCCACCCCCAGCCAUGAGCUCUGGACACUACACUCUGGCGGAGGGGGUGGGGGGCACUGGGCUCACCCGAGGCUCCUAGGAGCCUCUUGCCUGGGGCUCGCCCCUGCCAGCUGCCCGCCCAUGCCAACACCAGUAGCAGGGCUCGCAGGGGCCUGAAGAUUGGCUCUUUUGCUGCAGACACAAAGCACCUCACCCUCUGAGGCCUGGGGUGAUGCUUCAAAUCCCAUUAAGUGCCCAUCAGCCCUUUCCCACCUUGCAGGGAAAACAGGACUCCAGCCCCCACACAGGACCUGGCCACCCUUGUUGCACAUAAAGCCUCAGUUUCCCCAUCUUUAAGAAAGCUAUGCAUUAUGUUAAGGGUUUCACAUGCAUUGGCUUGACGAAUCUUCACAACCCUCUGAGGUGGGUUUCUUGUGCCCCUUUCACAGAUGAGGAAACUGAGGUUCAGAAACGCUGAGCACUGUGCCAAGGUCACAGAGCUGAGAAGGGGCGAAUGAGGCAUCAACCCCAGGUUGGUCCUCUGCCACAUCCUGAUUGGGGAUCAGGACUCCCCUGUCCUCCUGCUCCUGGGCUGUUGGGGCUCAGCAGAGAUAACUCAGGUGAAGGCUCAGUAAGCUCUGCUGCCUGGGGGGUACAUGGGGCCUUGUCACUGUUCUGCCUCCCAUCCUCUACCUGGCUUUGAAACCAUCAGUGCCACUUAGGGCUCCCCCGGGGUGCCUGCAGCCUUGCGGCCUAGAGUGGGAGGCGGCCUAUUGUUGAGCACCCCCUGGCCGGGGUGUGCUGGGUGUCUAAUUUCGGGGGGCUCAUUCAGAGAGGAGCCGUGACACCCUCUCUGAAGAGGUGGGGAUGCUGAAUGGCAACGCUAGAAGGGGCCACCAGCCCCAGCUAGUCUGACUUCCUUACUGGACACGUGGAGAAACUGAGGCCCCGCGGGUGGAAGGGGCCACAGCUGGGACAAGAACCCAGGACUCCCGGCACCCAGGCCAGGGCCUUCCACUGCCCUGGGCUGUGCAAAGGUGCACCGUCCUGAAAGACGGUGGAAGCGGGUCACAGGGGCAGCAGGGCAGGGAGGUGGGGCUCUGGCUAGUCAGCCCAGGUGGAGGGUGGGGUACCUGGGCAGGACGCCCCCCAGGGAAGGGCCUAGCACCGUUCUAGGCCCGUUUUAUCUCUGUUAAAGAAAAAAGUCCGUGCUUUGAGCAGCUGUAGAAUCGGCUCCGCCUCUGACCCCAAACUAGCAUCCUGGUGGCUCAUCAGCACCACAAAGACGGGAAAUCUGAUGUCCCAAAAAAACCUCCCCUCCAAAGUCAGCUGUCAGUCACCAGGAGGUCGCCGGGCGCGAGCCGUCCACCUUCCUCUCCACUCGCGCCCCGCCCAUCGCCACCACUAGCCAAUCCCCGACGGGCCCAUCUUCCAACCCUGGAGCGGUGACCUCCUGACCUCUAGUGGCCGGAGCAGGAAUUGCUACUCCCGGGCUGUGCAUGCCCUGCCCUUUGUCCCUUCUGGAACCGCGUGAACCUCCCGAUGCAUGGACUCUGGCUGUGGUCGACGCAGACUCGUGCACUGCUUAACACCGUUUUGCUACCACGUGACGGCUGCAGAAACCGUCCUCAAAUUGCAGCCCCACAACACAAUUUUGUACUUUCGUCUGACCUACCUGGAGGUGUCCUUUUUAAGUCUUAUUUGUUAAUAUUUAUAAUUACAUAUAAUCCAAAGUAAAUGGAAAUGUCAAUGCGAUCA